AUGCAAUUCGGCCAGGGCGGGGGCGGGGCCGUCAGCGUGUGCAUGCCCGUCCGGUCCGGCCAAGAGUCUCCGCGGCUGCACCUCGGCAGCGUCCGUGUCGACUUCAUGGACACGCAUCCAGCAUACUGCACGGUAAACAAGUUUGCCUUCUGCUACGCCAAGUGCGAGGUUCUCCAGCGGAUGACGUCAAAGAUGCUGCGAGGCACUGCCGCCGUCGCCCUAGAGGCGGCGUGCUCAGAAACCGAAACGGGCGCCCAGCUGAUACUGGUCGUCUGCAAUGGAAUCGUCGUCGGCAGCGUCGGUGGAGAGACGGCUGCGACGCUCGCCGGCGCGAUUGCCGCGGGCGAGCUCGAUCUCGUGGGCGGCAACAGGGCACCCUCGUGGAGCGAGGCCGACUUUGACGUGUUUCUCCUCGGCCACCGCAGAGCGGGCGCCGCGUGCGAGUGGGCGGAGCGGCUGAGCGCGCGCUGCGAUGGCUUCGAGGCGCACGUCUGGGCCGAGAAGAGAGACUGCUCUAGCGGAACCUGCGAGUGCUGUUAG
This is a messenger RNA of Emiliania huxleyi CCMP1516, 540 nucleotides long. RefSeq lists its product as hypothetical. The record is from RefSeq and is a predicted model, not a curated record. The transcript has a single exon. The coding region runs from base 1 to 540 and encodes 179 amino acids. Lineage: Eukaryota; Haptophyta; Isochrysidales; Noelaerhabdaceae.